GGUCACAUCGAAGUCGAUUCGGCUGAUUCUUGGACGGAUCGAUCGCUCUCGUCGAGUUCUCGAAGCCCAGCUGAAGAGCUUGCGUCGAAACGGUCGUCGCGCCACUGGCGGUCCGCGCGCCGCGGCGCGGAGACGCGGCGCACGGGGAGGUAGAGGCUCUGGCCCACGUCGGCGUUCGUCAGAAAGGACGUCGGGCUCCGCUCCGGCGGCCAGGCGUCGCGCACGAAGCCGUAGGAGUGGAACGCGACGCGGCCGAGCGCCCAGCGCGCGGCACCGUCGUCGCCGGGCGUCGCGUAGUCCCGGGCCUCCUCGAAGGACGCGGCGCCGUAGAAGCGCACGGUGGCGCCUGGGCAGGACAAGGGUGAUUCAACGUCGCUUCAACGUGAGUGUUCCGCGCGCGCGCGUCACGAGAAAAACAUCCACGCUUCGAGACCGUUCCGAGGGAUGAUCGCUCGUCCAAAAAUCAGCCGAAACGAGUGGAAAACGGCCGAGAUAUGAGGCUUUGAAGUUGGGAAUUUCGCUCUCUUGUCCUGCCCCGGGUGGCGCCCUCGGGCAUGCCCGGCUCGAAGUUUGGCGGCCGGAAGCGGUGCCAGGGCGUCUCCUGAUGUUCGACGAAGCGGCCGUCGGCGAGGCGGACCGUCUCGGGCUUGGGCGGCUUGGGCAGGUAGCACUGGACGACGACGAGGGCAUCGCGGCCGUCGGACGCCGGGUGUGCGCAGAUGCGCACGU
This is a messenger RNA of Aureococcus anophagefferens, 729 nucleotides long. RefSeq lists its product as hypothetical. The transcript has 2 exons. Lineage: Eukaryota; Pelagophyceae; Pelagomonadales; Pelagomonadaceae. The record is from RefSeq and is a predicted model, not a curated record. The annotation marks the transcript as partial.